Messenger RNA from Candidozyma duobushaemuli, 1005 nucleotides. It is a transcript of the gene EAF3, whose product is annotated as Eaf3p. The record is from RefSeq and is a predicted model, not a curated record. Lineage: Eukaryota; Fungi; Ascomycota; Pichiomycetes; Serinales; Metschnikowiaceae. The coding region runs from base 1 to 1005 and encodes 334 amino acids. Gene Ontology annotation, cellular component: NuA4 histone acetyltransferase complex; nucleus; Rpd3S complex. Gene Ontology annotation, biological process: regulation of DNA-templated transcription; chromatin organization. The transcript has a single exon.
AUGUCAGAAAACGAAAGAUUCGCCCCUGGAACCCAGGUUUUGGCGUAUCACGGUCCUCUUGUCUACGAGGCAAAGGUCUUGAAGUUUCGGGAGAGAGGGAAGCUUUUUGUGGAAGUUGGAGAAGGACAAAGUGAACCUUUGGAUCAGAACAAGAUCCCUUUGUUCCUUCAAGACGGCGAUGCUUACUUCCUACAUUACAAAGGAUGGAGUACUAAGUGGGACGAAUGGGUCUCCAAUCAACGGGUGAUGGAAUUCAACGACGACAACUUGGGUUUGUCGAGAGAACUACGAAAUGCUCGCAAACGAGCUAUUGAACGUUUGGAUCCUUCCAAGGAGAAAAAACAAACGGUGAAAGAGGAACCGAAAGAGAAGAAAAGGAAGAAACUGCCAUCUGCUGCGCCGCUGCUGGCAGCAUCCAACGGAACCGUGGAAUCAAGGCCGUCUACCAACGGCUAUGUAAGAAAAAAGCUAAAGCAGGAACCCAAGGGCCCUUCUUACGAGAUAAUGAUGCCCUUGCGGCCAAAACUAAAAUGCAUGCUCGUGGACGACUGGGAGUUCAUGACCAAGGACCACAAACUUAUAGACUUGGACACGGCGGUGCCGGUGAGGAAGAUACUACAAGACUUUUACGAACAUCAGAAAGAGAAAGUCAGCAAAGAGAUGCUCAGGACCGUCAAGGAGGCCAUCGAUGGUCUUGCGGUUUAUUUCGACAAGCUGCUCCGGUUCAACUUGCUAUACCGUUUUGAGAGGCUCCAAUACAGCCAGCAUCUAGAAAAGAACCAGGACCUAAACGCCACAGACCUUUAUGGAGUGGAGCACCUACUUCGACUUCUUGUCACCCUUCCGGCCCAAAUCGGCCAGACCAGCAUGAACAGCAUCACCGUGAACACCCUCAUGGCGCAAAUGAGGGACUUGAGCAUAUUUAUCGAUGACAACAUCAGCACUUAUGCCAGCGCAUACAUCAACUCAAGCCCGUCGUACGACCGGCUUGCUAGAGGCGCCUAG